AUGCAGCUAGAUGGGAUGGACUCACUUAUUAGUUGCUACGUUGACUCACUUCAGAUCCUUCCUUUGGAAAUACAGUCCCGAAUAACCGCAUACCUUCAGUCAGAUCUACAGCAACGUCACUUAAUAGCGCUAGCUAGGCGCACUGUGGAUGAAAUGCAAAAGUCCAUGGAGCAUAGUACCAAAAGGAAGCAUUUGGACCAACUCAUAUAUGUUUUAGUUGCGAUCCAAAACAUAUGCGACCGUCGAAUCAAUGAUCUGGAUGAAUUAGAUGAAGUAAUUGAAACCCAUUCUUUAAAGCUGAUGAAUGCUAAAAUGAAAGUUGAUACAAUCGAUCCUCAACGUACUCGUUCAAAUACGGAAAAUGUCCCUGAAAGUGAAGUCGACACCAGUGAUCUAGAAGUGUCUAAUCCCCAAUACAAUUGCAAUUUACUACGGCGCAACUUAUCUCAGGAAUCAAGUUUCGAUAAGUGCACUAGCUACUCUAUACCAAACACACGAUGUAGUGAUGUAAGCAUACGAGGUAAAGAACGCUUCCCAUUACGUGCUGUUAGCACUAAUAGUCGAACUGCAUCACGUCGAUCACUGAAUAAAUGGGUUCCCGGCGUUCAUCGCUUCAAGCCUGCUAAUUCAAUGGGCAAUAGAAAUGCCAACAACUCUCUAAAGUCCAAAGGUGAUGCUAACAAUAAGUCAACAAAUAGGACUUCAGUGGAACUCAAACAACAUAAAGUGGGUGUAACAUAUACUCGUUACUCUCGAAGUCAACAACAGAGAUUCAAAAGUCAUCGUGUAUUGCCAAGAUCACUUCACCCGAACCGUGCAAGACCUCAGUACUUAGAGUACGCUAUGCUGAGACAUGGUUCUCGGAAGAGAAGAAAUACGGUGUCGAAAUAUACUAAUCCCGACUCUUCUCGAAAUUGUGAGGAAACAAAUCUCGUAGGUAGUGUGAAGCGACGACAUGAACAAAGCCAUCCUAGCUUUUACAAAAACGACAAUUGUUUUGGUUCAUCUAGUAAAUCAAUAAGUAAUUUAAAUAUUGAAGAUAAAACAGAAGAGAGUGAUGUAUAUACCCUACUUAGUUUAAAGAGCCCAAAAAGGUUGGGAGAUAGGUCAUCUGAUUGGAAUAGCAGUUAUAAUGAAAAUGAAAAUGUGGCUGAUGUAGAUUGUAGUGACAGCAAUGGUCAUACCACAUAUGACAUGGGAUGUGAUCAAAACUGUUCUUCGCAGGAAACACAAGUCAUCAGAACACUAACUAAUCAACUAACAAACGCUCAAAGUGGUGAACCAAGUCGUCAAAAGAUGUAUAGACUCCGACGAGCUAGUAACAAUGUACAGUCAACACAAUCGUAUCACAGACCCAAUUCAUCUUUCCCACCUGCAUCACCAGAACAUGGAUCUAAUCGCAAUUGUUUAACAUCUCAGAGUCUUAGCCACGGCAACGCUAGGCGAGGAUGUCGAAGUAAUAACACCGUACGUCACAAAAUGGAUCUUCAAGUAAACACACGGUCUCCUCCAGGAAAUUCAUUUAAGUAUGGAUCACAUGCUGAUGAUAUGAAUGCAUUUCGACACAAAGUAAUAUCGGAAAACAGCCCUAGUCAUAGUAUGAGUGAAGCAAGCGUCAGCCCAGAUGAGCGUCUGUAUUGUAUAUGCCAAAAAGUAUCAUUUGGCGAUAUGAUAGCUUGCGACAACAAGUUCUGUGAGGUUGAAUGGUUUCACUUCUCAUGUGUAGAUGUCCGGGUUCAACCUAAGGGUAAAUGGUAUUGCCCUUACUGUCGAGGAGAGUCUUCGAAAAUAAAAAGAUCCGAUAUCUAG
Schistosoma curassoni is the source of this 1809-nucleotide messenger RNA. The record is from the annotation of a GenBank genome assembly. Lineage: Eukaryota; Metazoa; Platyhelminthes; Trematoda; Strigeidida; Schistosomatidae.